Molecule: messenger RNA, 1247 nt
Organism: Paramecium sonneborni
Lineage: Eukaryota; Ciliophora; Oligohymenophorea; Peniculida; Parameciidae
Source: the annotation of a GenBank genome assembly
AUGAACAAUCUCAUUCUGUUGGCCAUUAUCUUUACAAUUGUAAAUUCCCUUGGAUUCCCAUCAUUUUAUCAUCGUUCUACUGUAUUUAUAUAAAUGUAUAUACUCUACUUAGGAUAUACAUGUUGAAAUAGCUUAGGCAAUUGAAAAGUGUGAAGGAGUAGAAUUAGAAAUGGUUAGAGAUUUCCCUAAAUUAUCUAUGGUCACUCUAAAUAAGAAUCAAAAUAAACCUAAUAAAGGUUUUGUACUUUUUGGUGAACAUGCAAGAGAAUUAAUCUCUCCAGAAACGGGUUUACAUUUUGUAAAAAAACUCUGUAGUCAAAAUGAAGAAAUGAAACCAAUCAAAGAUAAUUAUGAAUUAAGAAUGAUUGUCAAUGUUAAUCCACUUUCCAGAGAAAAAGUUGAAAAUGGAGAUUUCUGUAAAAGAGAAAAUGAAAAUGGAGUUGAUUUAAAUCGUAAUUACAAAUCACAUUGGUCUAAAGUAUUUUACACUAAUUACACAGGAUCAUGAUCCAGAAAUGGUCAGAACUGCACCUGGACCAUUUGCAUUCUCUGAAGCAGAAACAUAAACUGUAAGAGAUGAAUUAAAAAGAUUCUCACCACACGUUUUCUUUUCCAUUCAUUCUGGAACCUUAGCACUCUUCACUCCUUAUGCUUAUAGUAAAGAAUAACGUAACUAUUCUUACUCAUUUAUUAGCUACUGAAAAUAUUUCCAAUAUGAUGUAGAUCUUAACUGAAGUUAGAGAAAAACAUUGUGAAACUUGUAAAAUGGGAUCUUGUGGACAUGAAAUAGGAUAUCUUUCUCCAGGAACAUCUAUGGAUUAUGCUUAUGAUGAUUUAAAGGUACAAUCUAUAUUUAGCUACUUAGAUUCCUUAUUCCUUUACUUUUGAAAUAUAUCAUGGAGGUUUAGAUAUUAGAACUAAAAAACAUGCUCUUAAGUUCUUAGAAGUCUAAUCAACUCAUAAUAAACACAAAAUCACAGAUGAAGAAAAAUUAGAUUAAUUACUCAGAGAUCAUUCUUGUUUUGCUACCACUUCCACGUAUUUCAUUCUUAUUUAUUUAUUAGAAAAGAAAUGCCUCCUGAUGAAUGUUUCAAAUAUUUUAAUCCUGAAGAAAAAGAUCAAUAUGAUUUCUAUGUUGAAAAUUGGGCCUAAGCUAUUACAUUAUCAUUAAAUAGAGUUGCUGAAUAAAGACAAGCAUAACAAUAAUCAUGAUACAUUUACAAUAUAUUUCAUCAACUAUCACAAAC